UUGAAGUGCCGACUGGCUCUUGGUUGAUUUGGUGCCGUUGGUUGAUUCGUACUAUGUUCAUAGAAAAUAAGAUUCUAUCAAACCAGAAGGAUAAGUCUUAGAAUCCAGGGGACAGUUUGGGACUAUGUUCUUGGCAGUAAAGUGUUAUCUAUCAUCUUCUCUUUCCUGGGGGCAAUUUGGUUCUGCUGUCUCAGGAAGACUUGGGACUGGGUGGUAUAACUCGUGUGGAGUGCAACUGCUGUUAUGUAUGGAGGCAGACAGCAGUUUGCUAUAGAACCAACAGUUAAAGAAAGGAAGCCUGGAGAAGCCUCUCCUGUGAGUCCAGCAGGCAUCAAAGAGAGACGGCUUUUCCUCAUGUGGGUUGUAAUUGUUUAUUGCAAGCUCAUGUUUGUGAGCAGGGUGGUAGUGUCUGUGGGAGUCUCGUGCAUGUAAAUUGUGGAUGUGCCAUCACCGAGUAGUUAUGAAUCUUCUUUGGCCUCUUUCGCUGGUCCUUGAUCAACUUUUCUACAACUUGUCCAUUUAGGAUUUCCACAUCAUGUAGGUGGUAUAAUUAUGGGGGAUUGUAUAAGGUAUGACCACACACUUCUAAGUCUUAAAGGCUUCCACUUUGGGAUCCUGCUAGAGAUUUAUUUGUGUCCAUAGUUGUUGUACCCAGCAUCCAAGUGGGUAACAAGCUUUCUUAUAGCUUCUCAAACUGGUGGGUGGAUGUUUUCUGGUUCACUGUGUGUGGAAAGGGGCAGCACUGCUGGCUUUGUGCAGACAUUUCAGUUACAGCUUCCCAGCUCACACAUAACCAUGUCCUUUGUCCCUGUUUGGGGAUGGGAAGCCCAGCAUCUCUCUGCCAGGGUCUGGCACUUCUUUACCACUCUGACUUCUAGUUCCCUCUUCAUUUACAACCUCUAGCAAUGACCUUCCUUUCCUAGAUCUUGGCUACAUUGUCUCCUUGUUAACAUUAUCCAGAAGACUUGUGUCAUCCACGGGCAGUCUAUUUUUAUCUCAGUCCAUUUUUUUUUUUUUAGGGACAUAACCUUUUAUUGUCAUCCAGCACCUGUGACUGUUUUAUGUCUCUCUAAAGGAGACAGGGAAUUGGAGCAUUGUGAGUUGUUGUUGUUGUUUUUUUUUUUUUGAGACGGAGUUUCGCUCCUGUUACCCAGGCUGGAGUGCAAUGGCGCGAUCUCGGCUCACUGCAACCUCCGCCUCCUGGGUUCAGGCAAUUCUCCUGCCUCAGCCUCCUGAGUAGCUGGGAUUACAGGCACACGCCACCAUGCCCAGCUAAUUUUUUUUGUAUUUUUAGUAGAGACGGGGUUUCACCAUGUUGACCAGGAUGGUCUUGAUCUCUUGACCUCGUGAUCCACCCGCCUCGGCCUCCCAAAGUGCUGGGAUUACAGGUUUGAGCCCGGCCUGUGGGUCGUUUUAAGGGAAAAGAGGAGUAGGUAGGCAUAUUCGGGUGCUGCUAAAACAACCAAGCUCAUUCCUGACAUGCUCCUUUCCACAGUCUGCUUUAUUGUCCCCUUUAAAAAUCUGGAACAGUAUGUAGCAAAACAAAUAAAUUACUUUGCAUUUCUAAAAGUCCUUCCCUGAUGCAGCAAUGCCAGGUGUUGCUUUGUGUUGUGUUAGCAACCCACUUGUAAGUCCUUCUUAACCCCCUUAGCUGAAGAUCCCAUAGCCAGACCUUGCGUUGAUGUAGGAGCUUUUAUGUAGAGAAUUGUAUCUCCAUAUAUCUGUACCCCCUAAAAGAUAUUGAAGUCCCAACCUCCCAUACCUCAAAAUGUGACCUCAUUUGGAAAUGAGGCCAUUGCCAAGGUCAUCAGUUAAGAUGAGGCAACUGGAGUAGGGUGGACCCCAAUCCACUUUGAUCGGCGUCCCUUAUAAGAAGUCAACCGUGUGGCUCAUGCCUGUAAUCCUAGCACUUUGGGAGGCUGAGGCAGGUGGAUCACCUAAGGACAAGAGUUUGAGACCAGCCUGGCCAACGUGGUGAAAUCCAGCCAGGUGUGGUGGUGAGUGCUUGUAGUCCCAGCUACUUGGGAGACUGAGGCAUGAGAAUUGCCUGAAAUCAAGAGGCGGAGGUUGCAAUGAGCCGAGAUGGCACCACUGUACUCCAGCCUGGGUGACAGAGCGAGACUGUUCAAAAAAAAGUAGUCAACCAUGGAAGACAGACACAGAGACGAUGGCAUCUGUGGAAGCAGAGACUGAGUGGUAUAGCUGCAAGCCAAAGAAUGCCAAAGAUAGCCAGCAAACCACCAGCAGCUAAACAGGAAGGGAGGGCUCCCCUCCAGGUUCGGAGGCAGCACAGCCCUGCUGACAGCUCCAUUCCAGACCCCUCUCUGGAAGCGGGAGACAGCACAUUUCUGUUGUUUUAAGCCACCCAGUGUGUGGGAUUUUGCUAGGGCAGCUCUAGGAAACAAUUAGGGGCUGUGUUCACAUUUUCCAGUCAAUGAAAACAUCUAAAAAAGCCCGGGGAUUUCAUUCCUGUGCCUGUUUUCAGAUUUUAAAAUUGUAAGUACAUAUUGAAGUGAAGUCUGGUUUCAGUGGAUGAGUGACUCUGUCGGCGAGUGAUUACUGUUUCUGUUUUCUUCAUGUAACUAGUUUAUAUGCUCUUUGCAUUUAAAACACUAAUAUUUGGAGAAAUCGAAACUAACGGGGAAGGGGAGGGACCACUGAGAAGCAUCCCAGCAACCGACCACGACCAGUCUUCCCUGGACACCAGGAACCACACCGUCCAAACCUUCUUCACUCCUGCCAGCACCGACUGUCCCCCGAACUAUGAGAUGCUGAAGGAGGAACAUGAGGUGGCUGCGCUGGGGGCGCCCCACAACCCUGCCCCCCUGACAUCCACUGUGAUCCACAUCCGAAGCGAGACCUCCGUGCCCAACCACGUGGUCUGGUCCCUGUUCAACACCCUCUUCAUGAACUCCUGCUGCCUGGGCUUCAUAGCAUUCGCCUACUCCGUGAAGUCUAGGGACAGGAAGAUGGUUGGUGACCUGACCGGGGCCCAGGCCUACGCCUCCACCGCCAAGUGCCUGAACAUCUGGGCCCUGAUUUUGGGUCUCAUCAUGACCAUUCUGCUGAUCAUCAUCCCAAUACUGAUUCUGCAAGCCUAUCAGUAGAUCCAGAGGAAUCAUCUUGGCCAGGGGCUCUGCCUGUGACCUGUCUCCCAUGUACUGCAGCUUCCAUUCCUUGCCCUGCCCCAGCCGAUCCUGUAUCAGCCUUUUAUCCUCACACGUCUAUAGUCGUGUUCAAUAAAGUGCACGUGUUCCUGGAAAAAAAAACACACUAAUAUUUAAAAACUACAUUCUGAAAGUGUGCGCCCCUAGGGACGUUUGACUAAAUAGCUUUCAGGGAAGUGAGGGUGUUCGGGCUGGGAAAAACUGUCAGGAUCAGCCAAUAUGAGGGCAUCUUGUUGCCAGUCCCCUCAAGAUGCCCAUGCCAGACUUGACCCAUCAGUUCUGAGAGUUUUCUGUCUGCAUCAAGAGGUGACCUCAGAAGUCAGUUAAUGGGAUGAAUCCUGGCUGGGUGUGAUGAAUCCUAGCACUUUGGGAGGCUAAGGCAGGUGGAUCACCUGCAGUUAGGAGUUUGAGACCAGCCUGACCAACAUGGUGAAACCCUGUCUCUAGUAAAAAUACAAAAUUAUCUGGGCAUGGUGGCACAUGCUUGUAAUCCCAGCUACUCAGGAGGCUGAAGCAGGAGAAUUGCUUGAACCUGGGAGACAGAGGUUACAGUGAGCCAAGAUAGCGCCAUUGCACACUCCAGCUUGGGUGACAAGACCAAAACUCUGUCUAAAAAAAAAAAAAGAUGAAUCCUUUUUGCCAUCCCAGGUCUUGAUUAUUCAUCAAGUUUCAGAUGUGCCAACUCUUUUUGCUGAAUAAUGACCUGAAAGUUAGAAGUGUAAGACUGAUAGGGAAUAGACAUUUUAGUAGGCAGUAUAGCUUGAAAGUGCAACACUGAGCAGAGUCUGAUUCUAGCUUUGGCAGGAUGUCACAGGGCUAAAUCUUGGCUCAGCCAUUGACAGAUGUCAAGUUCUCAACCAUUCUGAACGUGUUUCCUCAUUUAUAAAGUGGGACUUGUAAUCGCUACUUCAUUAGGUUGUUGUGAAGAGUACAUGAUGUGAUAUGUGUAAGGAGGUUAACACAAUGCCCGGAAAGUCAUGAGCACUCAUAGUAAAGUGAGUAUUAUUACUGUUAGAAGCACCGACAGUAGUUCCUGGAAAAAGCAGCUUCUGCCAUGAAGGCCAUAUGGCCCAAGCGAAACCAGGCUGGGUCUGAGUCACACUCCACUUUCUCUAGGCUUCGUCACCUUUUCCACACAAAGAGAGCGUGGACCAAUCCCAGGACAGACACUGGUUGCUCUUGGCUCUGUUUUGGACUCCCCUCAUUCAAAGAGGGAUUUUCCAUUCAUAAAACUUGGAUAAUCCCAUUUCCUUUUAUUUGGUGUUUCAUGAUAAAUGCACAAUUAUGAAACUGUUGAUACUGCUGUUAGAUGUGGUAGUGGUGGAGUGGUGGUGGUGGGAAACCCGGGAUCCUGGAAUGUUCAUCAAAGCCCAGGGAUAGCCAGAAGACUAGAAGCAAAUAUUUCCUCUAUAGGAUCUGAACCAGAAGUGCAGAGGCCUCUACAUCUGAAGGGAAAGAAUUCUGAACAUGCCCUCUAGAAAAUGCAGGCUAUGACUGUGAGAGAGAGAAACAUAUCACAUAUGGUAGUUAAGUGCAGCCCGACAUUCGAAGAUAUACGUGUUCCUGACAUAUAAGACAUAUGGACAUAAAACAUGUUUUUAUGCAUAUGUUGCAUUAAUGCAAUAAAGCAAAUGCUCUUUUUAGUGACACAUCCCUGACUCACAGUCUCAUAGGGGUCACUUAAUGAUACUGAAUACACUUAAUGGCCACAUGUAGUUUGUUGCCCUGUUUGUAAAUAAAAACCUCUACUCAAAACUUAUAUUUCUAAAAUACCAUCUCUCUUCCUCCAAAGUUGUCUAACCUGCUGUCUUCAAAAUCUUUUCAGUGUACAGAUUUUUUUAGACACCUAACAUGCCACAAAAUAAAAAGAAACAGUGAUUAACUUCUUGGAUGUUCACCUGUGAUGGGCUCAGGUCAUAGAAAAGUCAUCCCCAAGCCCCACAUAGCAUCAACAAGAAGGCAUAAAGUUUUAGGCAACUUAAUGGAACCAGAGGCCAUCUUGGGAAAUGAGGGCAAGAUCGUUGAGAAGAGGAACAUUUAACGGGAACGAACUAACUUUUCUACCUUUGCUUUCCAAGGGAAAUAUAUUACCCAGCUUCAUAAAAAAGAUCUUUCUCACUGGCACACAUAAUUAUGGAGCCACAGGUCUCUCCCCAGAAACCUAGACUAUGGUGGAAAAAAAUGACGUGAACUUCCAGAAAAGUCACUCUUAUCCCCUACGUGUCACCCUUUUAUGUGAUUUCAUAGUCUUUGGAGAAAGACUUAGCUUUAACUUAUUUUUUCAUCUUAAUCUGCCAUUUAAGAUAAGAUGACUAUUUUUUUCUAGAGAUAGAGUCCCACUCUGUCACCCAGGCUGGAGUGCAGUGGCGCAAUCUCGGCUCACUGCAACCUCCGAUUCCCAGGUUCAAGCAAUUCUCUUGUCUCAGUCUCCUGAGCAGCUGGGGUUACAGGUGCCUGCCACCCACACUGGGCUAAUUUUUUUUUUUUUUUUAAUUUUUAGUAGAGAUGGAGUUUUGCCAUGUUGGCCAGGCUGUUCUCGAACUCCUGACCUCAGGUGAUCUGCUCACCUCGGCCUCCCAAAGUGCUGGGAUUAUAGGUGUGAGCCACCGCGCCCGGCAACACGACUACUUCUUUCUGUUCACAAAUAAUAUGGCUAAGUGCUGAUAAGAGGGCUACUAGUAUAACCUAGAAGGCUCCGGCUCCACCUUCAGACAGCAGAGGGAAGGGAGUUGUGUUUCUUGACUGCGCUGUGUGUGGGACCCGUGAAGAGGUGCCUCCCUUGAGCCGGCUUAAGAGAAGCACAGAGUAGGGAAGGGCACAACUGGCCCAGAAAACCCUGGCAACUUAGUCAAUGUCUUUGAGCUUUUGUUUCCUCCUCUGUAAAAUGGAGAUCACAAAGCCUCCAUUAUGCACUAUAUUGUAUAACAGUCCCUUGGAAGGGAUGUGUUAGGAUCCAGGAGAUAGUGCGUAUCCAGUGCUUAGCACAUGCCUGGCACAGAGCAGGCGUACAGUAAGCCAUCUCUGUUGAUACUGUAGUUUUGAGGGUUUGGUUGCUGUUUUAAUGAACUCAGAACACAACAGAACAUCACAUCAUCAUUAGUUCUUUUAAAACAAGCUUCCUGCAGCAGACAGAGUACUUGGUUUGGGACUGUUCAGAUCUUUUAAUACUUUUAAUAUGUGCUUGUGCCUUUUGGAAAACGUAAAAUGCUUGUCUCCAAUGGCAAAUUAUGUAAUUGGAGCCCUACUGCACUCUAAUUUCCUGGACUCUGAACUUCCAUUGGAUAUAAAAUACCUUCUACUCUAAAACCAGUAUCUAAGGUAUUAACUUGUGUUUAUUCAUUUAUUCAUUCAUUCAUCAUUUUUUUCAAAAAAGAUAUUUGUUGAGAGCUGAAUAACAUGUCUGAGAUUCAGGGCCAAAAGUGUCUGAGGGAAGUCCGUCUGCAAUGCAAGGGGGAAGAAGCUAAGCCCUUGUGCUUCUGGUCUGCGUGAGCUUGACAAGGGGGUGGCCCUGCAUCUCCUGACUCUGACAGCAGGGAAGGCCCACAGUAGGGGAGAGAGGUUCGGGGAGGUGGGCACUCGGGCAUAGGAGUACAACUGGCUGAUAGCAUUAGAGGCUGCUCCAUUUUACAUUAUAGACAGUAACUCAGAGCACACCCAGCAUGCUCACCCUCAGGUUCACUUUGAUGGUGGUUGUUUCAUUUACAACCAUGUAUGUAACAGGUUGGCUCUUGGUUCUAAGUCAUCUAUCCUGAUGAUUCUCUCAUACCUUGAGCAUGUUUUCUGUUUGGGGAUUGCUCAUCUCCAGCUCAGCAGCUUUUUGUGCUCCAUGGUGUUUAGACGAAAUCUUCAGACCUCCCAUCCAGGGAAGACCAAACUGCAUUUUCUAGUUUCCUUCUUAGGUUGUCUAUCUUUUUUUUCAUGGAGGAUAAUUUGAGGUCUU
Molecule: messenger RNA, 7107 nt
Organism: Callithrix jacchus (white-tufted-ear marmoset)
Lineage: Eukaryota; Metazoa; Chordata; Mammalia; Primates; Cebidae
Source: RefSeq, a predicted model, not a curated record